Molecule: messenger RNA, 1158 nt
Organism: Archocentrus centrarchus (flier cichlid)
Lineage: Eukaryota; Metazoa; Chordata; Actinopteri; Cichliformes; Cichlidae
Gene: htr1d
Product: 5-hydroxytryptamine (serotonin) receptor 1D, G protein-coupled
Exons: 1
Coding region: 1-1158 (385 amino acids)
Biological process (GO): chemical synaptic transmission; smooth muscle contraction; positive regulation of MAPK cascade
Cellular component (GO): plasma membrane
Molecular function (GO): G protein-coupled serotonin receptor activity
Source: RefSeq, a predicted model, not a curated record
AUGGAACUGGUUAACAGCUCACUGGACUACUUCACCAGUAACUUCACAGAGAUUCCAGACACCACUACAGCCCAACCCUGGAGUGAGGCCACACUCCUUGGUCUCCAGGUCUCCCUGUCUGCUCUGUUAGCUGUAGUCACGCUGGCCACUGUGCUUUCAAAUGCCUUUGUCAUCGCCACCAUCUUCCUGACCAGGAAGCUCCACACACCUGCCAACUUCCUAAUUGGCUCUCUCGCCGUCACAGACCUGCUGGUUUCUAUUUUAGUCAUGCCAAUUAGCAUCGUCUAUACUGUCAGCAAGACCUGGUCGUUGGGGCAGAUUGUUUGUGACAUCUGGCUGUCAUCUGAUAUCACGUUCUGCACGGCCUCCAUCUUGCACCUGUGUGUGAUUGCACUGGAUCGCUAUUGGGCCAUCACGGAUGCGCUGGAGUACUCUAAGCGCCGCACCAUGCGCCGUGCGGGGAUCAUGGUCGGGGUGGUGUGGGUGAUUUCUAUAUCGAUUUCCAUGCCUCCACUUUUCUGGCGGCAGGCCAAAGCCCACGAGGAGCUUACAGAGUGUGUGGUGAAUACAGAUCAGAUCUCUUACACCCUUUACUCAACCUUUGGCGCUUUCUACGUUCCCACAGUGCUCCUCAUCAUCCUCUAUGGUCGGAUUUACGUUGCGGCCCGCUCUCGCAUCUUUAAGACGCCAUCAUCGUCUGGGAAGCGUUUCACCACAGCACAGCUCAUCCAGACCUCUGCAGGAUCCUCUCUCUGUUCUCUUAAUUCCGCCUCCCACCAUGAAGCACACCUACACUCUGGCAAUGCGGGAGGUGGGGGAGGAGGAGGUGGAGGAUCGCCUCUGUUCAUGAACAGUGUGAAAGUGAAGCUGGCAGACAGCGUGCUGGAGAGGAAACGUCUGUGUGCAGCGCGGGAGAGGAAAGCAACAAAGACACUGGGCAUCAUCCUGGGCGCGUUCAUCGUCUGUUGGCUUCCCUUCUUCGUUGGCACGCUUGUCAUGGCGAUAUGCAAAGAGUGCUGGUUUGAUCCAGUGCUGUUUGAUAUCUUUACAUGGCUGGGAUACCUGAACUCCCUUAUCAACCCUGUCAUCUACACUGUAUUCAAUGAUGAGUUCAAGCAGGCUUUCCAAAAACUUAUCAAAUUCAGACGGUGCUCCUGA